AUGGAGAGCCCCGAAAAGCCGCAGGAGGAACUGCACAGUCCUCACGCAGAACACCACGAGGACCAAACGCCAUGGCACGGCAUGUCUGCAGGCCGUUACAUCGGGACGCGCUUCACCACGUUGAAGCCACCGAUGCUGAGUGCGCCGAAUCCGUUGAGGUUGGUCGCGAUGAUCAGCCGCCGUCAAUGGGCCUUCUUCGCCGUCGCCUUUGCUGCCUGGACAUGGGACGCAUUCGACUUCUUCACCGUAUCUCUCACCAUUACCGAGCUCUCAGAAACAUUCGACAAAUCCAAGACUGAUAUCACCUGGGGCAUCACUCUCGUUCUCAUGUUUCGAUCUGUCGGCUCCAUCCUCUUCGGUAUCGCAGCAGACAGGUACGGCCGGAAAUGGCCCUUCAUCGUGAACAACAUUCUCUUCAUUAUCCUGGAGCUGGGUACGGGUUUCUGCCAGACUUACGAACAAUUCUUAGCAUGCCGCGCUUUGUUCGGAGUCGCCAUGGGCGGUCUCUACGGCAACGCCGCCGCGACGGCCCUUGAAGACUUGCCAUCGGAGACGCGCGGAAUGAUGUCCGGAGUGUUACAACAAGGUUACGCCUUCGGAUACCUAUUGGCUGCGGCCUUUGCCCGAGGUCUGGUGAACACCACCCCGCAUGGAUGGCGUCCUCUCUUCUGGUUUGGCGCGUGUCCCCCAGUUCUCUUCAUCAUCUUCCGUCUCAUGCUUGGCGAGACCGAUACUUUCCGGGAGCACAAGCGUCUACGAGAGGCAGCCGGCAGACAUGCGGCAGAAACGGGGCAGACGAAUGUCACCUCUACCUUCAUCAAGGAGGGCAAGGUUGCCUUGAAACGCCAUUGGCUACUGUUGACUUACCUCGUCCUCCUCAUGGCUGGGUUCAACUUCAUGUCGCACGGAAGCCAGGAUCUCUAUCCCACCAUGCUCACCAACCAGUUCAACUUCUCUGCCGACGCGGUCACCGUCACGCAGGUUGUCGCGAACUUGGGAGCUAUGCUGGGCGGCACGACGGUUGGGUACUGCAGUCAAAUCUUCGGUCGGCGAUUCAGCAUCAUCGUCUGCUGCGUUGUCGGCGGCGCUCUACUCUACCCUUACACGUUCGUUACGACGGAGGCUGUCAUGGCUGCCGCGUUCUUCGAACAGUUCUGCGUCCAAGGUGCUUGGGGUGUCAUUCCCAUCCACCUGAUGGAGCUCAGUCCAGGCGCCUUCCGCACGUUCGUCGUUGGUACUUCAUACCAGCUUGGUAACCUGGUCUCGUCUGCCAGCUCGACCAUUGAAGCCCGUCUGGGCGAAGACUUCCCGCUGCCGGCCAAGGGAACCACCAAGCGCUAUGACUAUGGAAAGGUCAUUUGCAUCUUCAUGGGAUGUGUGUUUGCCUAUGUUAUCUUGCUGACCUUCAUCGGACCGGAGCAUCUUCGUCGCAGCUUUGAUGUUGCCGAUGACUCUGACAUGCGGGAGGUCGCAGGAAACGAUACUAUGGACGCAGAGCUUCAUGGUCGUGAGGCGAGAGUAGGACAGUUAGGACACAGUGAUGAAGAGGUGGGACACCAGGAGAAGUCGGCUACUCAUCGUGAACGACUUUGA
Molecule: messenger RNA, 1593 nt
Organism: Colletotrichum karsti
Lineage: Eukaryota; Fungi; Ascomycota; Sordariomycetes; Glomerellales; Glomerellaceae
Product: H+ symporter family protein
Exons: 4
Coding region: 1-1593 (530 amino acids)
Biological process (GO): plasma membrane lactate transport
Cellular component (GO): plasma membrane
Molecular function (GO): secondary active monocarboxylate transmembrane transporter activity
Source: RefSeq, a predicted model, not a curated record